UCCCCCUGCCCCGUGCAGGGAGCCAGUGCACUUUAGCAGCAGCCAGGGGGAGGAGACGAUGCCGUGAGCUGCUGUGUCGUCAGCUACUUAACGAGGGAGGGAAUGGGAGGGAAUUAAUUCCCCCCCAACACACGCACAGGGCAGAAGUGGCUGGGGCAGGAGCUGGAUAAAUUUCCAGCCACUGCUACCAUGAGUUGCUCCGGUCUCAGCCAGUAAACUGUUCAGAGAAGAAUAGAACCCAGGCGUCCUGGCUCUCAGCCCCCCCGCUCUAACCCACUAGACUCCACUCCCCUCCCAGCGCUGGGAUAGAACCCAGGAGUCCUGACUCCCAGCACCCCCUCCCCAAUGCUGGGGAGGGGGAGCCGGCCAUGCCGUCUGAGGCCCUGCCCUGCUUCCAGCUGCUGCGCAUGGGCCCAGCCUGCCCGGGGGAUGACCCGAACCGGGACCUGCACACCUUCCGGCCAGCCGGGCCGCGCUGCACCUACCGGCUAGGGCGCCGGGCCGAGGUCUGCGACGUCCCCCUGGUGUCGGAGCGCAUUCCGGGGCUGGUGUCCCGCGUCCACGCCGAGAUCCACGCCGAGAGGGACCCGCACAGCACCGCCGGGGAGUGGCGGGUCUGCCUGGUGGACUGCAGCACCCACGGCACCUACGUCAACGCGGUGCGGGUGCCCCGGGGCCAGCGCCUGGAGCUGAGCGACGGAGACCUGGUCACCUUUGGCCACCCGGACGCUAUGCCCAAGGGCUGCGCCCUGGCGCCCCCGCCUGGCGACUCGGAGUUCUGCUUCCUCUUCCAGAAGGUGCGGGUGCAGCCCCAGGAUUUCGCCGCCAUCACGGCCCCCAAGGCCCCCUGGCCACUCCCCUGUGGCUUCAAACCCGUGCUGCCCGGCGGCAACCAUCGCAUCCGGCCGCUAGCCCGGCCGGUGGGGCCCUCCCGCCCCAAGGCCACCCUGAUCCUCAGCUCCAUCGGCAGCAUCAAGCUCAAGCCGCAGCCGCUGACGUUCACCCUGAGCCGGGGCCCGAGGUCGGAGCCGGCCGCCCGGCCUGGGGCCUCCAGGAACCGUCGGAAGUCGGCCCACACGCUGCUCCCCGAGCUGGAGGACGAGGUGACCCGGCUGGACGAGGAGCAGUGGCCUUGCGAGCCGGACGGAUACAGCUGCCAAAGCCCGCUGCGCAGGGCGCCGGAGGGGGCGGGGAGCGGCAGGGCGCAGCCGGACGCGCGACUGAAGGUCCAGGUCACGCCAAGCGGGAAGCGGCGGGGGCAGCCGCGGAAGCACCCGCUGCAUGACACCUGCCAGGUGUUCUCGCAGACGCUGCUGGCGGUGGAGCCCUGCGCGGCCCCGCGCUGCCGCCUGCCCCAGGACGAGACGGUGCAGUGGGUGCAGUGCGACGGCUGCGACGCCUGGUUCCACGUGGCCUGCGUGGGCUGCAGCUACAGCGCCGUCCAGGAGGCCGACUUCCGCUGCGGGGGCUGUCGCACGUAGCCGCGGGGCAGUGGGGGACGGAGCACGGGGCAGCCAGGAGACCGGAGACUGUGCAAGAUGGGCAGGGAGUGGUGAAACCGUGCCAGGCAAUUGUGGGUGCAGACAGUGACUGGUGAAACUGUGCCAGGCGAUUGUGCGCACACAGGCAGCGACUGGUGAAACCGUGCCAGGCGAUUGUGCGUGCAGACAGUGACUGGUGAAACCGUGCCAGGCGAUUGUGCGUGCAGACAGUGACUGGUGAAACCGUGCCAGGCGAUUGUGAGCACACAGACAGUGACUGGUGAAACUGGGCCUGCCGAUUGUGCACACACAGGCAGUGACUGGUGAAACCAUGCCAGGUGAUUGUGCGCACACAGGCAGUGACAGGUGAAACAUGACACCUUAGAAGGGACUGGUGAAAUCGUGGGAGACAAGCAGCGACAGGUGAAACAUGACACCUUAGAAGGGACUGGUGAAAUCAUGGGAGACAAGCAGUGACUGGUGACAUUGUGCCAGGCGAUUGUGCAUGCACAGGCAGUGGCGGGUGAAAACAUGCACACCCUCACAGUGACUAGUGACACCAUGCCAGCCAAGUGGAGACUGGG
Mauremys mutica (yellowpond turtle) is the source of this 2065-nucleotide messenger RNA. Its product is annotated as transcription factor 19-like. Gene Ontology annotation, molecular function: protein binding. Gene Ontology annotation, biological process: regulation of gene expression. The transcript is spliced from 3 exons. The record is from RefSeq and is a predicted model, not a curated record. Gene Ontology annotation, cellular component: nucleus. The coding region runs from base 369 to 1481 and encodes 370 amino acids. Lineage: Eukaryota; Metazoa; Chordata; Testudines; Geoemydidae.